CGGCUUCCAGGCUUCCCACUUUCUAUUUUGCGUUUGCCUUUGGGGGGUCAUUCCAGCAAUAAUUCCCGCUUUCCCCCAUCAAUCCCCCGCCCCAUUCUCCUUCCAUGUACCAGUCUCUCUCUAUCCAGAUUUUCAAAAUCAAAAAACAUCUCUAUCCCAAAGGUUGUUCCUCUGAUUCUAACUCAUCGACACACACCCAAUCCAUUCAUCAGUCCUCUUGAAAUGUGGGUUUCAAAUUCUCGUUUGUUACCUCAUCACAUCACUUCUGUUCCUAGAAUUUUGAAGGAGCUUACCCAUACAUAUACAUAGCCUUUUAGAGAGAGAGAGAGAGAGAGAGAGAGAGAGAGAGAGAGGAGGAAAGAGUCUUUGGCCUGUUUCUUUGACUUAGAAAUCUCAUCUUCUUCCCCAUUCCCUUUUCCUCUUAUUGAACUUGUCCCUUCUUUCACUUUCCAAAACUUUUACCCUCUGCCUCAGGAAUUUUUCUCCCAGAGCAGAAAAAUCGAUUUUUUCUCAUGAAGUGUGAUUCUCUGUAAAAUUUACAGGAGAACAAUUGUUUUUAUAAUCGCUCUAAUAUUGAACCUAAUACUAAUUCAAUAGCAGGGCACAACUGACCCAGUUCCCAUUUUUUAGAAUCUUUAAUUUUGGAAAUCUUCAAUGUCAAAAAUCUCAACCAAAUCUCUCACCCAUCCACCUCAUUUAUUUGGGAAUGUUCUUCCAAUCUAAUCUUUGGCUGAUCGUUAUUUAGAUAUAUCCCAUUCUAUUCAUACUACAAACUUCAGAGAUCCAUUCAAAUCCCAUAGAUUUUGUUUUCCUAUUCUAAUGGGUUGCGCCUCCUCAAAGCAACCGGUGUGCCGGAGCUGCCGCGGGCCGAUAAGGCGUAGCAACACGAUCCAGGUCUACCACCCGCCGCAGCGCGACGGCGACACCUACCACCUCGUCGCCCUCACCUCCACCACUCUGGGUUCCCUCAGCCUCGAUCCAAUCGAUCACAAUCACCACCCACAACAAAACAAAGAGCUUUUACAGCAGCAGCAACAACAAGAAGAACUCAUUCCUUCAACAAAGCCACCUGAUGAUUCCAGGAGAAGCAGCGAGUUCUCAAUGGGUCUGAUCGAGGCGAAGUCGUGGUCCAACAUGAUCGACGAGAAAAUACCCAAGAGGAGUCCCGCCAAAACGCCGCCGAUCGCUACGCCGCCGGGGGAGCCGGAGACGAUCAACUUGUGGGAAUUAAUGGAAGGGUUGGAAGACGUGAACCCUGUUCGGAACAGCCAUCACGUUCGCAGCUUCACAUUUCACGUGGCUCCCGAUCCUAUUGACUUUCCCGAGACUCCGACCGAUCUCGUCCCCAGGUCCAAACCCCCAAUGUGGCUCGAUUUGGUCGACGUCGAGAGGAACGCAAAUGUCGAUUUAAAUUCGACGCCCUCGAUACCAGAGUUCGAUCCGGAUGUGAUUUCGAUGUUCAGGAAAGCGCUUGAGGAUCUGCCCGCGGCCAACCCGUUUCACCUCAAGACAAUGGGAUGCGAGAAAACGGCAUACAAGGAGAGGGUGGUGUUGUAUUUUACGAGCUUACGAGGGGUGAGAAAGACAUACGAGGAUUGCUGCCAUGUGAGGGUCAUUUUGAAGGGGACAGGGGUUCGGAUCGACGAGAGGGACGUUUCGAUGCAUUCGGGGUUCAAAGAGGAGUUGAAGGAGCUACUGGGAGCCGGGUUCUCCGGGGGCGGAUUGCCGAAGGUGUUUGUGGGGAAGAAGUACGUCGGCGGGGCGGAGGAGAUACGGCGGUUGCACGAAGAAGGGCGGCUCGAGAAGGCGUUGGAGUGUUGUGAAAUGGUGGAAGGGGGCGGCGGCGAGGGUGGUGGCGGUGGAGUUUGUGAGGCUUGUGGGGACAUAAGGUUUGUGCCGUGUGAAACUUGUUCCGGGAGUUGCAAGAUUUUUUAUGAGGAUGAUUGUGAUGAAGAAAGUGAGGGCAGUGAGUGUGGGUUUCAGAGGUGCCCUGACUGCAAUGAGAAUGGGCUCAUCCGGUGCCCAAUUUGUUGGUGAUUAACCUCAUAAGGUAUUAGUGAAAUUUUACUGUGUUUUUUCCUUGGUUUCUUUCCAGAGUUUUCCCUCUUAAUUCUUUUGUUUUUGGUUGUGUAAGUUGGUGGUGGUUGUACAGAGAGGAGUUUUGAUAGGUUUUCUCACCCUGGUAUAGAAGCACUUUGUGCGUCGAAUGGCUCUGAAC
Molecule: messenger RNA, 2218 nt
Organism: Rhododendron vialii
Lineage: Eukaryota; Viridiplantae; Streptophyta; Magnoliopsida; Ericales; Ericaceae
Exons: 1
Coding region: 820-2037 (405 amino acids)
Source: RefSeq, a predicted model, not a curated record